UACAUGGGUAUGCGUGUUUUGUACACACAACACAGACCAUUGACGCAGUUAAAAUGGCCGGCUGACGUGCUCUCGGAAACUUUUCCUCAACUACUUUCCGGCCGGAAUUGAGGCUGAAAUCUUGCAGGAAUGUCGCUACACUUUCAGCUCAAAAGUGCCCAGGGAUUUCGGGCAAGGGCAGAACGGGUUGCCAAGAUUUCUUUUCGAGGAGUAAAUCAGACCACUGCUGUUAUUGAGAAUCAUGGGGAUGAAGUUAUAUGGGAAGAGGGUUUUGAAUGGCAGCUCGGCAGCGCCAUUGAAGACCAUGAGGCUAUUGAAGUUGGAGUCUACAACUUCAAUAAGAUCCUCAACAACAAAUUGUUUGGGAGUUUCAAGAUGAUUUUACAGCAACUGGCCCAUGAGCCACACAUCAGUAUCUCGGAGCCGCUCCUAGAUGCUAACAACACUGCAACAGGGAUCACCAUCAACUUUGAGAUUCAUUACCAGCCCCCAGACGGCACGGCUGGGGAUUGGAUGCUGGAGAACUUCAGCCAGAAACGCUCGCGCUCCCAGCAGAAUCUGCUGUUUGAUGACGAUGAUAUCGACUACCGUGGCGGCCGCCAGUUUGGCUCCCAGACUAGUCUCAAUACUAUUGCAACAACUAAGAGCUCCAAGAGUGUGAUAGGCAGUGUCAUGAAGUUUCGACACGGGAAAAAGAAAAAGAAGAAUAAUUUUGGGAAUCUUCUUGGUAUGGACAACCCACAGUUUGGCAUGGACUUCCUGGAUGGAGCCUCUGGGCUCCUCGGUAUCAAAGACGACGAAGCCGCAUCGGAAACGUCAGGAAAAAGUGAUGAAGAUGACGAUGACCAUAUACCAGCCUUGAGGAAAGUCCGUCCUAUGAUGGGAUUGGAGGCAUCGUUCAAAUCACAGGACUAUCAGAUAUCUGUGACCAUACAUGAGGCUCGACAGCUGGCUGGUUUGGACAUCGAUCCCGUCAUCUGCAUUGAAGUCGGAGAUAAGAAGAAAUACACCAGCGUCAAACAGUCCACCAACUGCCCAUUCUAUAAUGAGCUGUUUGUGUUUGACUUCCAUGAUCCUCGUCAGAUGGUUUUUGACAAGAUCAUCAAACUUUCUGCGAUGCAUUCUCGCAACUUGCUAAGAUCGGGCACUGUGAUUGGCUCGUUCAAGUUUGAUGUCGGAACCGUUUACCGUGCACAAGACCAUGGCUUUUACCGCAAGUGGGCCAUACUGACGGACCUGCAGGACAUCAAUGGAGGGGUCAAAGGUUACCUGAAGGUAGACAUCAACUGCCUGGCUAAAGGAGACAGCGUCAAACCGCCCAAGAAAGCGUCGGAGAAAGAUGACGACGUGGAGGCGAACCUUCUCCUGCCAGAUAACAUCCCGCGAGUCCGGCAGAGAGCCACCUAUACAGUCCGCAUCUUCAAAGCUGAGGGUCUCCCCAUCAUGAACUCUGGUCUCCUGGCGAAUGUCAAGAAAGCGUUCACAGGAGCCUUCAACGACCUUGUGGAUCCGUAUGUCAAAGUUGGUUUCGGCGGACAAGCGGGUAAAACGUCGGUCAAGAAGCACUGCUAUGAGCCCAAAUGGAACGAGCAGAUUGUCUUCAGCGAGAUGUUUCCCCCGCUCUGCAGCCGCAUGAUCGUCCAGCUCCGUGACAAAGACUCGGUGGUGGAUGACAUCGUCGGGACCCACUUCAUCGAUAUGACCAAGAUCUCCUACGAAGGCAAUGAGGGAUUUCUGCCAACAUUCGGGCCCAGCUGGGUCAACCUAUACGGCUCCAAACGUGAAUACAACACAGUAGACAAGACACGUAAGCUCAACGAGGGUUUUGGAGAGGGUUGCAUGUACCGCGGCAAGCUCCUGAUGUCCCUCAAGACAGAAGUCCAAGACGGAUCGCUGGAAUCUGGUGGCAUUAGGGUGGACGUGGAGCCCACGCUGCCCAUCUCAGAGGGUGCAGCAGGCAGGAAGGAUGAUUUCUUCUUCUUCGCUACGAUCUUCGAGGCCAACAUGAUUGACAAAUCGGCCGCUGACAAGCCAGUCACUUUUGAGUUCUCAAUCGGUAACUAUGGCAACCAGCUGGAUGGUCGCAACCUCCACGCCAGGGUAGCCGUGGAUUCCGACGAAGAGGAGCAACAGCUCUUACCCUCCACGGAGGAGCCGGAGCAAAGCCUGUCCACCGUGCCCCCUAUCCAGCCCCUGAGUAGCGACAAGACCUACUACUACCUCCCCCUGGGGGAGAACAAACCCUGCGUCUACCUCAAGUUCAAUACAGAGGAGCAUCGACGCCGGCUGUACAACCAGAACAUCCUGCUCAAGAUUGCCGAGAAACUGGAUGACUCCUUGGCCGAGGUUUUGGAGAAGAUCGCCAAAGAGAAAGGCAACCCGGGGAAGAUGCUGAAAGCAGCGCUGCGAGAUUUCAAUUAUGGAUUAGGGAAUUAUGCAAAAGUUACCAAGGGGGCAGGCACAGCCGGGAAAACCAAACUGGACAAAGAAAGACACAAGUGGAUCCUGAGAGAAAUGACCCAACUUAGCACACGCGUACAGGAGUUACUGGCAACAUUGAGCCAGGCGGCCGACACCCCCACACAGCAGAAAGCACCCCCUAGCCCCUCCCCUCGUAAGGGCAAGGGCGGGGCCUCAGAGCCGUCGUUGAUAAAGCCGUCGCACAAGGGGCGACGCAGACGCAUUAAAUUGCGCAACAGAAAAAUGAGCCGAGCUGGCUUGAAAGUCCUGGAGGAGGAGAUAGCGAAGCAAGCCAAGCGACUCAACGUCAUGCCCAGGAAGGAGCUGAGUCCUAGAGCCUUGAAGGAGAAAGUCAAGGCCGCUAAGAUGUUCCUGCAUCGCAUCAGAUUCCUUGCAGACGAGCCUCAGCAUAGCAUCCCUGAUGUCAUCAUCUGGAUGGUCAGUAACGGUAAGCGCAUUGCUUACACCCGCAUCCCAGCUCGUAAGCUGCUGCACUCAGCGCUGGAAGAGGAGCGAGGAGAACAGUGCGGUGAAAUGCAGACAUUGUUCCUGAAGUUACCUGGCAAGAAGGGUGUCCAGGGAGUAAGUGGCUGGACGAUUCAAGCCAAGCUGGACGUCUACAUGUGGUUCGGCUUAGUCAAACACAAGAAAGAAAUGCUGAAAGGACUCCCGGCCGGUUACCAGGCCACCAAGGAACUCAAACAAGCGAUCAAGAUGGCUGGUACCCCACCACCAUUCAUCACGUACAAAGACAAGACUCACUUCAUGUUGCGAUGUCACAUCUACCAGGCCCGUAGCCUGAUUGGCUCGGAUUCCUCAGGUCUCUCCGACCCCUUUGCUAGGGUCAUCUUCGGCAGUGAGAGCCGAUCCACCAGGGUGAUUGAAGAAACGCUGAGUCCAACGUGGAAUGAAGUCCUGAUCUUUGACCAGGUGACCAUCUACGGAAAACACAAGGACUUGAAGAAGAAUCCACCGUUCAUCUGUGUGGAAAUCUUCGACAUCGACAUCGGGCUGAACCCAAUGAAAAAGAUCCAGGGAGGUGCAGAGUUUAUCGGUCGUUCUUUGGUUCAUCCUUACGUCAAGUGCCUGGAUGAUCCGUACACUAAACCCAUGUUCCCACCACUACUACAGUGGCAUAGCAUCUACCGUGGCCAGGCUACAGCUGGAGAAAUGCUGGCAGCUAUUGAAAUGAUCCAGUUGACACCUACUGGGGGAAUCCCCUCUGACGUCAUCAAGAUUGAGAUUCCACCCAUCGACCCUAAGAGCAAGGACAAACUACCGCCUAAGAUCGAGCUGCCUUUGGAGAUCAGGCCCAAGAUGUGCAAAUAUAGGAUUGAGGUCCUGUUCUGGGGCGUACGUGAGAUGAAACGUCUUCAGCUGAUGACUGUAGACAAGCCGCGGUGUGACAUCCAGUGCGGUGGACUGACACUCAACUCGGCGAUCAUCUACAACGCUGGAAGAAACCCAAACUUCCCAGACAACGUCCGCUUCAUGGAAGUGGAUUUACCAGAGAAUGAGCAUUACUGCCCUCCCUUGACCAUCCGCGUCGUUGACUGCCGACAAUUUGGACGCUUCAGUCUGGUCGGGACGCACACCGUCAGUAACCUGGCUAGCUACAAGAUGGACCCCAAGAAGCUAGAGUCUCAGUCACAUACCCUGCCCUCUGCAGUGAUUGCCGUCAUGGACUUUGGGAAGAAACCAGAGCCUCAGGCAGGAUCGAUGUUGGGAUCAACGUUAUUGCCCGGCCUGAAACUGAACGGGAACGGCUUGGCACUGAUGGGUAACGGCGGUCAGAACGGCAAACCGGGAUCCAGAGUUCCAUCAAGGGCGCCCUCUAGAGUCCCGUCCAGAGCCCCGUCCAGAGCCCAGUCCAGAGCAGGCUCCAAGGCUGGCUCCAAGGCAGGCUCAGUCGUGGGUGAGGACAUCAUCAUCAAUGUGGAACCCCCUGCAGGGGGGAAUGGUACAGCCCCACAGCCUGGCCAGACUGUGAUAGAUAUGCCAGCAGAUGGCAGCAAACCGGAUGAGACCAAACCGCCGGAGGGGGGAGAGAAAGUGGAACUGGGACCGGAUGGGCAGCCAAAGGGUGAAGCUACAGGUGGGCCUCCUGUAGAGGGCAUACAGACUGACAAACCUGAAGAACCAGAUGAGAGCACAUUGGACUGGUGGUCUAGAUACUUCCAAUCCAAACUAGAACUAGAAAAGGAGCUGAAUGAGUUGGAAGCUCGCAACCAGGGAGCCACGGAGGUCAAUCCAGACAUGGAGGAGGAACAUGAAGAGAACAGAGCCGAGCAGAUGGAUGAACCUGCAGAAGCAGAUGUUCCUCCUGGAGGAGACCCGAAAAAGAAAGAGAAAGACAAGAAGAAAGAGAAACCCAAGGAGGAGAAGAGCGGCCCCAGUAAGAUGAGUAAAUUUAAAGGAGGACUGAAUAAACUGCGCAAGAAAGACGACGAUGAAAUAAGCCUCAUGGCCAACAUGUUUGACGAGGAGGACAAGGAUAACAUUGACUGCGUGACGUUUCAGAUCUUCCUGACGGAACUAGAGAACGUGCAUGAUUUUCAUGGCUUCAAGGAAUGGCUGCACACCUUUGACCUCUACCGCGGCAAAAACACAGGGGACGAUGAUGGGGACAGUCGACUGGUGGGCAAGUUUAAGGGGGCCCUGAAGCUGUACAAGUGGCCUCUUCCUAGUGAGUGGGAUGACGUAGGAGUCCGGAUCGAUAGUAAUUCAGGGUUCCUCCAGGGUCUACCGAGCAGUGAACCCAAGGGGGUUAUGGUACGGGUGUACAUCAUCAAGGCCAUGGAUCUACACCCGACGGAUGUCAAUGGAAAGGCUGAUCCCUACGUCGUCGUUCAGAUCGGCAAGCACAAAAUGAACGACAAGGAAAACUACAUCUCCAAGAACCUGAACCCUGUCUUUGGCAAGUGUGCUGAGUUUGAAGUGACUUUCCCCCUGGAGUCCAAGCUGACAGUGCAAGUCUAUGACUGGGACUUGAUUGGCUCCGACGACCUGAUCGGGGAGACGGUUAUCGAUUUGGAGAAUCGCUACCACAGCAGACAUCGCGCAACAUGCGGCAUCAGCAAGGAAUUCGCCAUCUAUGGAUACAACAACUGGCGAGAUCCAGAGAAACCCACCCAAGUCCUGGCCCAGCGGUGCCGACAACUCAAACUAGACGGACCUCAUUAUAGCAAGGGUAGAGUGGUGGUAGGCAAUCAGGAGUUCACGACCUCAGAAUGCUUCAUUGAAGAUGAGAGUGGUGUGAAGAAGCCUACCGAUGAACACGUUGCCUUGGAGGCCUUGAAACAUUUUGAUAAAAUCGAGAAGGUUGGAUGUCGACUGGUGCCAGAACACAUCGAGACAAGGUCAAUCUAUCACCCAGACAAACCAGGCAUUGAACAGGGUCGUGUAGAGAUGUGGGUGGACAUGUUCCCCAUGGACAUGCCCAUGCCAGGGGCUCCGGUCGACAUCUCACCCCGCAAACCCAAGAAGUAUGAGCUCCGAGUCAUCAUCUGGAACACAGAUGAUGUGGUCCUUGAGGACGAUGCCUUCUUCACGGGAGAGAAGAGUAGCGACAUCUUUGUCAAAGGUUGGUUGGUUGGUAAUCAGACGGACUGCCAAUCCACAGAUGUCCAUUACCGCUCACUGACCGGCGAGGGGAAUUUCAACUGGCGUUUCCUCUUCCCGUUUGAGUACCUCUCGGCCGAGGAGAAGAUGGUGAUCAGGAAGAAGGAGUCCACCUUCUCCCUGGAUGAGACGGAGUAUAAAGUGCCACCAAGACUCAACAUGCAGGUGUGGGAUGCUGACCACUUCUCGGCAGACGACUUCCUGGGCUCCGUGGCGUUGAACCUGAACCGGUUCCCCCGGGGUGCCAAGACGGCCAAGAAGUGCAGCCCAGACCUUCUCAGGACAGACGGUACCGUACCCCAGGUCAACAUCUUCAAGAUGAAACGCAUCAAGGGAUGGUGGCCAUUCAUUGCCAAAUCACAACUGGAGGAGGAAGAACUGACGGGUAAGGUAGAGGCAGAGAUCACGCUGCUGACUGAAGAAGAAGCCGAGAAGAACCCAGCCGGCUACGCCCGCGAUGAGCCCGACCCUCUGGAGAAACCAAACCGUCCCGAUACCUCCUUCAUCUGGUUCUUUAACCCCCUGAACGCCCUCAAGUACAUGAUCUGCAACCGUCUCAAGUGGAUCUUGAUCAAACUCUUCUUCGUUACCCUCAUUGUGGCGUUUAUCGGGCUCUUCAUUUACGCUUCGCCGGGAUACGUCGUCAAGAAGAUCAUAGGAGCCUAAGCAAUUCUCAUGCCAAUUCAGUCUUGAAGGUAUUGAACGCCAUUUGCAAACAUUAAAAAAUGAAACUGUCGAAAUAUCAUGAAAUAUCCUACUUGAUAGUAAGUUAACUAUUGGAUCAAGCAUCUGUGAAAUCAGUGCACCUAGUGUGCUGUCAUUUUUUUCAAAAAAGAGGAAUUAUCAUUUCCUUGUGAUUGUUGGGACUAUACCAUCGCGCUUUCAACAGAAAACUGUGCCUUGAGUUGAGAAAAAUGAAGAUGCAUUUUCAGAGUUUUCUGAGCUGAAAUUUCGACGGGUUAGUUUUUUAAUAAGUUGCCUCAGAUUUAUUGCAUUCUCGAUUGUUGAAUCAGCGAAAAUGCAUUUUAUUAUUGCAAAUGGUGUUCAUUACCUUUUAAGUAAGGCUGUUGCAGAGAAUUGCUUAAUCAAGGUAGUGAGGAUUUGUUUAUAAAAGGCACAAACCCUAGAAGAGAGGAGAAGUCAUGAACUAAAGUAAGUUGCUACUGAAGGCUUGUUCGUUAUUUGUUGCAUAAAAGCGAACACAAAUGAGAAUUUGACAUCACAGAAAGUACUUGUGCUGUGAAUUUGAAAUUGUGUUCACUGCAAAUUGCACGCUUAUUUGCCGUUAUUCUUCAGACUCGUAUUUCUUCUGUCCAGCAAUCUAACAAAGGACAGAUUGUCAUAUUCAUGUCUUCUUUUUGUUUAUUCUUUUCUUUUUGUUUUUGGAGUAAACGUAACAGUUGUUUUGUUUAAAUUGUUUUGAUUACUAAAGAUACAGUAUUAAUUGCAAUAUGGGUGAAUCAUACUCAUAGUGAGUGCACAAGAAAGAAACGUGUUUGAAAUGUUCUCACAAAAGUUAAAUAAAUGGUAAUGCUGAUAGAAACUUUUAAAUUCUAGUGUCAAACAGAAUAAGCAAACAGUUUCGCUUCGAUCCAUUUCGAGAAUUAUAGACAUUUUGUAGUAUACUUGCAUUGUAUAACAUAAUUUUGCUUAUUUUGUAGUAAAUACAUGUAUAACAGUAAUAGAGUAAAUAGUAUUAACAUUUCAAUCAUACCUGAAAUUAAAUCGAACACAUCUAAUAUUUGAAA
This is a messenger RNA of Patiria miniata (bat star), 7829 nucleotides long. It is a transcript of the gene otof, whose product is annotated as otoferlin-like. Lineage: Eukaryota; Metazoa; Echinodermata; Asteroidea; Valvatida; Asterinidae. The transcript has 48 exons. The coding region runs from base 130 to 6747 and encodes 2205 amino acids. Gene Ontology annotation, cellular component: membrane. The record is from RefSeq and is a predicted model, not a curated record. Gene Ontology annotation, biological process: plasma membrane organization.